AUGUCUUCUAAUAAUGACAAUGCCAUGACGAGAUUUCUCUUCGCCAUACUACGGCAGAAGAAUCUCAAGGAUAUCAAUUGGGAGCAAGUUGCUCACGAUCCUAUCCUCGCCCAGCCGAUUACCAAUGGCCACGCUGCCCGAAUGAGAUACUCGCGAUUCAAAUCUGCUAUGUUGGGCCUUGAGCCCACCAAACGAACUCGACCUACCUCUCCAAACUCUAAAGUUACAAAAUCUAAGAGAACUUCGAAGCCUAAGAAGCAGGCAACCGUGAAGUCCGAGUCGACCACACUGGAGUCGCCUCAUGACGCAUCGUCAGAGUCCCCGUCUUCUACUUCUCAGAAGAUCAAGCAGGAGAGUGUGUACAACUACAACAACCGCAUGACCCCGGCUUUGACACCCGGUCCAGUAUCGGUACCUUCAACCACUAUCUCGAAUACUGCGAUGCUGCAGAACCGAUUUCUCACCCCUGUUAGCGAUACGGAUGUAUUUGCCGCAUCGCCGAUCAUGGCAUCCACUCCUACAACUGAUAUGAUGCAUUCACAAGCUCAUUUCGAUUUUCAGGCAUCAUCAUACCCUGACAAUGUCGAUUCAACUUGGGCACAUGGCACCUCACACUUCACUGCUGCCUAUCCCUUUGAUGAAUACACUAAUACUGGUACUUACGAGCAUGCACAUCUUCAGCCUUCACUCCAUCCUCAAUAUUCCCUUGGUCUUCCCAGCCAAUCCAUCGAGAAUGACAUCGAGCCAGCCGAUGUCAAGCGGGAAGAUUGGACCCUGUAUGACUAA
Messenger RNA from Xylaria bambusicola, 786 nucleotides. RefSeq lists its product as uncharacterized. The record is from RefSeq and is a predicted model, not a curated record. The coding region runs from base 1 to 786 and encodes 261 amino acids. The transcript has 2 exons. Lineage: Eukaryota; Fungi; Ascomycota; Sordariomycetes; Xylariales; Xylariaceae.